This is a messenger RNA of Fusarium falciforme, 411 nucleotides long. RefSeq lists its product as hypothetical. Bases 1 to 411 code for a protein of 136 amino acids. The record is from RefSeq and is a predicted model, not a curated record. The transcript has a single exon. Lineage: Eukaryota; Fungi; Ascomycota; Sordariomycetes; Hypocreales; Nectriaceae.
AUGCCUUCCGCAGACCAGCAGCACCGUCUCAACCUCGACGGCCUUCAAACCCUCUCCAUCUCCGCCCCAGACGUCCCGAGCCCGCCCUACGAGCACCGCACCACCAUGACGAUCCAGCAAGACGAGCAGCAACCUCCGGCAACCCACUGGCCGCAGGACAUCUGGCUUCACAGCCCCUCGUACCGUGUGCUGUACCAGCCUGUCCUCGUGGUCCCCCACCAGCCGCCGCCCGGCGAGUCUCCCUUGCAGCCGCCAGCAACCACCAAUGUGCCAGAUGCGCCACUGCACGACGAUCUGUCACAAUGCCGCGACGGAGAGGACCCACGGCCCGAGGGGAACCCCGCCGACGGGUGCGGCCGCUAUCAGCCCAACGGGCAUGCUCAUUCUGAAUCCAAGGGUGACGGGCGAUGA